AUGUCAUCGUGGGGCAAAGGCUCAAAUUGGCCGCCCUUGGAGGCCGGAAAGGGCCAUGCGGGCCAUGCCCGUGGCGAGCCCGGCUAUGGCUACGACAGCUACGAGGGCUACCGAAACGAUGUUCCGGAGCCGGCUACGUCAUCAACAGUCCCGUGGCCCCCACAGGAUCCGGAAUGGUGGGCGGACUUAGCCAGCCAACUCCCAGCGGCUUGGGGCAACGGCGCCUUCGACACAGCCAGGGUGAAAGGCCUCGAGGAGAAGCUGUCUCCUGAGUACCACGAGGUCUCCGCAAACUUGCUAUCCUGCAAAAGAGGUAGUUUAAUGUAG
This is a messenger RNA of Cladocopium goreaui, 327 nucleotides long. The record is from the annotation of a GenBank genome assembly. Lineage: Eukaryota; Dinophyceae; Suessiales; Symbiodiniaceae.